AUGGAGUCCGAUCCAAAUCCUAAUUCUUUGAAUCAAUAUAUAAACCCAAGAGAUUGUACUCAAGGCUUUUGUUCCACAUUUUGUCCUCAAUGGUGUAGUUACAUUAACUUCUCUCCACCACCAAUUUCCUAUGAACAACUCCUAAACGACGGAGUUUCAUCAAACCCUAAUGUCUCCCCUCUUGCCAUCGCAAUUAUUGGAAUCCUUGGAAGUGCCUUUCUCUUGGCAACUUACUACACUCUUGUCUCAAAGUAUUGCGCCACCAACACAAACGAUGAAGCUACCUCGGAAACGGGAAGAUCUGAUUUAAUUCUCGAUGUUAACUCGCCGGAAAGUCAACACCAAGAUGACCCUUUCGCUCAUGCGUCUUCAAACGCCGGUUUAGACGACGCCCUCAUAAAAAAGAUUGGAUCUUUCAGGUUGAAGAAGCAUCAAAAGGGGCUCAAAAUCAACGGUAUGGAUUGUUCCAUAUGUCUUGGAGAGUUUAACGAAGACGAGAGCUUAAGGUUAUUGCCUAAAUGCAAUCAUAUUUUCCACGUCGUUUGUAUUGAUCGUUGGCUCAAAUCCCACUCAAAUUGUCCGCUUUGUCGGUCUAAGAUCAUCGUCCCUACCACUCAAGAACCCGAUCAUCUCUCUGUGGUGAUGAAUCUUGAUCGGUUUACUAGCAAUGUUGGACCAGCAGAAGGAAAUAUAAUUGUUCUUGAUCACCGUGAUGAGGUUAUUGUUCCUAUCAGUUCUCAUCAUCCACGACGAUUCUCGGCCGCAGAUAUUGUUCUCCCGACGAGCAGAGACGGAGAAGAGGAAGAGGAAAGUUAUGAUCUUGAAAGUGGAAACCGACUGAAGCUUGAAAACUUGAAAAGAUCAUUCUCAAGUGGUGGAUUGGUUCUUGGGACUCAAGGAAGGACUAAUAGAUCCUAA
This is a messenger RNA of Thlaspi arvense, 918 nucleotides long. Lineage: Eukaryota; Viridiplantae; Streptophyta; Magnoliopsida; Brassicales; Brassicaceae. The record is from the annotation of a GenBank genome assembly.